This is a messenger RNA of Pseudogymnoascus destructans, 420 nucleotides long. It is a transcript of the gene ERV14, whose product is annotated as COPII-coated vesicle protein. Gene Ontology annotation, cellular component: endoplasmic reticulum membrane; COPII-coated ER to Golgi transport vesicle. NCBI's taxonomy places the organism in Eukaryota, Fungi, Ascomycota, Leotiomycetes, Thelebolales, Thelebolaceae. Gene Ontology annotation, biological process: endoplasmic reticulum to Golgi vesicle-mediated transport. The record is from RefSeq and is a predicted model, not a curated record. The transcript is spliced from 5 exons. The coding region runs from base 1 to 420 and encodes 139 amino acids.
AUGAUGUCCGGCGAGGCCUGGUUAUACCUGUUGGCGGUCAUUAUCAAUGCCGUCAACCUGUUCCUGCAGGUCUUCUUCACUAUCAUGUACAGUGAUCUCGAGUGUGAUUACAUCAACCCGAUCGACCUCUGCAACCGCCUCAACACAUAUAUUAUCCCCGAGGCUGCGGUGCAUGGAUUCCUGACUUUCCUCUUCCUCAUCAAUGGUUACUGGGUUCCGCUCAUCCUCAACCUGCCGCUCGUGGCAUACAACGUGAACAAGAUUGUGAGCAACUCGCAUCUCCUGGAUGCGACUGAGAUCUUCCGCAAGCUGAAUGUGCACAAGAGGGAAUCCUUCUCCAAGCUUGGUUUCCACCUCAUUAUGUUCUUCUUCUAUCUUUACAGCAUGAUUGUCGCCCUUAUCCGCGACGAGACGCACUAA